Messenger RNA from Fragaria vesca subsp. vesca, 358 nucleotides. RefSeq lists its product as uncharacterized. The record is from RefSeq and is a predicted model, not a curated record. Bases 29 to 358 code for a protein of 109 amino acids. The transcript has 2 exons. Lineage: Eukaryota; Viridiplantae; Streptophyta; Magnoliopsida; Rosales; Rosaceae.
CCCUUAACUCAAAAAAUCAACUUAUAAAAUGGAGAGGAGGAAGAGAAGGAAUAGGAAGCGUUUGAAGAUGGUGGCUUGGAAAGCCUGGUUUUGCUUGAAGCAGUCUUUCCUUAUCCCAACAAAGUGUUUUCUGAUCAAGCUUACUUCGCGCUCAAGGCACAAACAGAAAGGAAAUGGGAAUGGAUUGGUGAGUUUGUACAAAGAUAUAGAAACUUGUGGAGAGUAUGCAGAUAUAAAAGUGAUGUGGGAGAUGAUUCAUUCUUGUCCCCAGAAUUCAGAUGACAGACAUGACAGUGCUCAAAGAAGGAAGCAGAGGUCUUCCUCUUACUGGAGAUUUUGUGUUCAUCCUAGUACAUGA